This is a messenger RNA of Symbiodinium pilosum, 1551 nucleotides long. The record is from the annotation of a GenBank genome assembly. NCBI's taxonomy places the organism in Eukaryota, Dinophyceae, Suessiales, Symbiodiniaceae.
AUGCGAGAGGUGGACGUGGAGCCACUGAGGAUAUCAGUGAGCUUUAUUGCCAGUGCAGCCGUGCGCCUACCAGGCAGCCCCGAGGAUAAGCAAGGAGAUGCUCUUGGUGUGGAGGCCAUGCACGGGCUGGAUGUCAUCCAUAGAGACUUGAAGCUUGACAACCUGCUCCUGAAGGCGCAGGGCGCAGUCAAGAUUGCCGAUUUUGGUGUUGCCCCGGCUCUCCCUGCAAGCGCUUUGGUGACGGAUCGAAGCGGCACGCUCCGCUAUCAGUCGCCCGAAAUCUUCGAUCCAAGCCAGCCGCCGUUUGACGGAAAGAGCUCGGACAUGUGGGCCGCCGGCGUGACGAUCUACGAGCUGAGCAGUGGGCUGUUCCCUCUCAGGGCCCGCACUCGCCGCGGCCUGUCAGCGGAACUGCUAAAAGCAGGGAUAGAGGUUGAAGACCGUCACGGAGAUCUGGGUCGCCAUGCAACUUGUUUGACAGGGCUGUUGGAAGGGGGCGGCCGGAAGGGGGGACCCAGAGAAAUGCUGAGCGGCAGCGGAGGCUGUCGCCCAUUUCGCCCGACUGAGCUGACGAACGAGUCCGCAAGCCUUGGAGGCAUCAACCAGCCGCACAUCGAUUUGGGCUUCCACCGCGAUGUCCCUGCGUGUGUGUCAGGCGCGGACAGCGAGCCGGAUGGUUUCAUCUUGCUUGCGGCACGCGGAGAUCCUGAGGCCCAGAGGCCUGGCGGGGUCUCUCCUUACGGCCAAGCCUUCCAUGCCGUGGAGGGCCCAGAGGGCGAUCCGAAGAUCACCUUCUUCUACAUACCGGACCACAAGGAGUUCACAUACCGCAUCGUCAGUGAUGACCCCGAGACUCAGGCAGCCUAUCAUCGGGCACUGGUUGCCGCUGCAGAGGUCUGCGAUGCAGUUGACUUGCAGGCAGGGGACGCACUGAUCCUCGACAAUGCUCGAUGCAAUCACUCGAGAACGGCCUUCAAGGCUCAGCAGGACGGAAGCGACCGCUGGCUGCUGAAGACCUUUGUGGCAGGUUUGGGCCUCAUCUUUCAGAGUCUCUGCCUUCGGUGGAUGGCAACGGCCUUCCUUGGGAGCCCACUUGGCCUGGCCCCAGCUGCUGGCGAAGCCAUAAAAAAAGCGGUGGCUGAAGAGGAGUGUGGCCCUGCCCGCAAAGAGAAAGUGCGCCAUCGGCCUGCGCGAGGCCCUGGCAUCAAGGACGAGAGCUCCAGAACCACGGGCAAGGAGCUGUUGAACAAGCGCAAGGGGGACGAGCCCACGCCCUUCAUGUCCUACAUGGCUGCGCUGCGCGAGGUGCAGGGUGAGUUGGCCAAGGAGGUGGUGCAGAACUCCGAGAAGCCGGAAAAGCCGCGCCGAACCAACUUGGAUACUUGCCGGACACUGAAGGACGCCUGUGACAGGCAAGCGACUUCGCUGGCCACGAGUCGCAGUUUACCGGCCUUGCCGAAGGGCCGGAGCCUCCUGCAGGGCUCCCAGGACUCAGCGGAUCCAGUUCCAAGCCCGCUCACGAAGGCCAAGCUGGCUGCUACCAUGACCUGA